AUGUCCUCAUCUCCUAGUCUGUGGGUAUCUCCCGGUCGAUCGAGGCAGUUCAACGGUCACUCUAUCGACGGAAGCCUCCCGCCGACACCCAUAUCACCCGGUGGACCUCUCAUUUUGCACAUGCCGCCUGCUCCGGGAUCACACGUCUUCCCCUCGCCUGCUGCAAGCCCCAAGGGCGAAACCGUACCUCAAUCAACGUGGGCUACAGCUGACUCUCCAUCUUUGACCAUGCGGUCCAAUCGAACUGCAGCGUCCAGUACUCGAUGGGCUGAUCAAGUUACCGACUUCUACGAGGGCAACAUGAUGUCGUUGUCGUCUUUAUCUCUACACACGCACACCUCGGCGGGCAGCGCCAUCAGCGAUACCGUUACGGUACUGAAUCCUGAGAUGGGAUCUCCCAUUGCUGAUGCUCAUCACAAGCCGUCGACGUCCUACUCUCCGAUCACGCCCAAGUCAGAUAGGAACUACCCGCAAGCAGUCGAUCCCAUAACCUCGACGUCUCGUGAAAAUGCUCCACCGACAUCAGAUGCCGACGGCCAGCCAGACCGCACCUUCGUCAACCCUCAUGUAGUCCCGUACAUUCCUGGAGAUCGACGCAGGGAGAUCGAUCCAUCAACCGUGUUCGUGGGCGGACUUGAUAUGCCAGGGCGUGAUGACUGGGAUGAAAACACACUGCGCCAAAUCUUUGACCGCUUUGGGGUCAUCGAGAGUGUACACAUCGUCAGGCCUCUCAACAAGCGUACGGCAUUUGCGUUCGUGAAGUUCACAAGCCCUGAAGCAGCCAAUCGCGCUGUCCAAGAAGAGUACACGACGGCUAUCCUAUUCGGGUACAGUUACGGGACCGCACUGCUGCCCCUCGUGGUAAUUGGCGUCCAGGACGCGGUCGCGGGCGGGGAUUUCUUGGCCCUCCUCAUCUUGUCAGGGGAGCCUCCUCCGUUGGCGCUGCAGCCGCCUUCCAUGGUGGCGCCUUCCGCGCGACCAGUUCUCCCAUCUUCGUGGAGUGAGCAUGAAUCCCGGUUUGUCCACGCCGACCUGACAGAGGACGCCCUGCGUGGACGUAAAUUACAGGAUGCUGCUACCGGCAGCACCUCGUCCAUAUCCUCCAGCACUACAAAGGUUCCAUCUUUGCGGUACGAGACCUCCUACGGAGCCAUAAGCACGACUGCCUCCCCGACCCCUCCGCCCUCCAGCUCUUCUGUGUCUACACCAACCUCCUCGUUAGGUCCUGUGGCCCCGUACCCACUGAACGUGGGAUACUUCCCUCCUCAGCCUUGGGUCCAGCCGUACGCCCCUUCGUAUCCUUACGCCGUUCCUAUGGUCCCUGGUUACGGGUACGCAGGAUAUACUUAUCCGCCCAUGCAGCCUGUGGCCUCUGCUUUCUACGCGAGAGAGCCGGGUCAGGAUGCUACGAACCAUGUCGCAGGCUGUACGGGACCUGUCUCGGCCGGAGACGGCACGUAUAAGGAUCCUGACAAUCGCGCCACCGUCGCGCCUUACCAGUCUGUGUCCCAGCCACCACUGAGGGCAACGGGCUUCAUUCAAAACGAGCAUGGUACUCUUAUUCCAGUCUAUCAACGCGAGGCUUUGGACCAGUACAUGGCUAGUGCUUUUGGGGGUCAGGGGCCUCCAUCGCAACAGAUUCCUCCACACCCUGUCACGCCAUUUGCGCCCUCUGGCGGUACCCCUUGGCACCAAGGUCCCGCGUUGCCAGUACAUCCAGGUGGCUAUCCGGUCGGCUUUCCCCGCGUAACCCAGCCUCCCUCGGGACCACCGGGACAGCAUCGGUUCUGGAUGCCCUGUCCGGUUCCUUACGGUGGCACAGCGCUUCCAGCACCGAACCUGCCUCCGUUUUCGACUCCUUGCGCGCCUGCUUCCUUGGCCCCUCGGUCCUCCUCUGAGACGCUUGAUGCGUCGGGAUCGGUAUCACGCGCAGGGGACGUCUGA
Dichomitus squalens LYAD-421 SS1 is the source of this 1944-nucleotide messenger RNA. RefSeq lists its product as uncharacterized. The transcript has 6 exons. Gene Ontology annotation, molecular function: RNA binding. Bases 1 to 1944 code for a protein of 647 amino acids. The record is from RefSeq and is a predicted model, not a curated record. Lineage: Eukaryota; Fungi; Basidiomycota; Agaricomycetes; Polyporales; Polyporaceae.